Molecule: messenger RNA, 1791 nt
Organism: Eupeodes corollae
Lineage: Eukaryota; Metazoa; Arthropoda; Insecta; Diptera; Syrphidae
Product: membrane-bound alkaline phosphatase-like
Exons: 2
Coding region: 63-1607 (514 amino acids)
Biological process (GO): dephosphorylation
Molecular function (GO): alkaline phosphatase activity
Source: RefSeq, a predicted model, not a curated record
UUGAUCUAAGUUAGUUAAGUUUAACCACUCGAAGCAGAAGAUACAAAUAUAUAUUGAGAAUCAUGAGGAUAUCUCAUUGUUUCCUAUUGGUUGUGUUUUUAGUGGUAGGCACGAGAACAACUGUUGACUCUAUGCCGAAAAGAUGUCUUGAGUCAGAAGAUUGUUACGAAAGACAACUGCAUCCCGAUCUGCCAAGCGUGACUCGUGUGUCUCCUUCUAACAGAAGUCACGAGGAACUGAACUCCUACUGGUUGGAUCAGGCUAAAUCAUUUGUCGUCGAGAAAAAAGAUCACAUACGAAACACCAAACGGGCCAAAAAUGCCAUUUUCUUUUUGGGCGAUGGCAUGGGACUGACAACAAUAGCUGCUGCUCGAGUCUACUCGGGAGGUGUGGAAAAAAAACUGUCCUUUGAAGAAUUCCCUUACACAGGACUCUCGAAAACCUACUGUGUCGAUAGAAUGGUACCCGAUUCGGCUACAACGUCUACGGCAUACCUGUGCGGUGUUAAAGCAUACACCGGCACAAUUGGUAUGAAUGCCCAGGCUAAGCGAACCGACUGCGAGGACACCAAGAACUCAACAAAAUACGUCUACUCCAUUGGAAAAUGGGCCAUGGAUGCAGGAAAGUCUGCUGGGUUCGUAACGACCACUACAGUGUCCCAUGCCUCUCCAGCUGGAUUAUACGCCCACACUGCCGAGCGAAGUUGGGAGAGUGAAAAGAAUGUGGAACAAAAUUGUGGCAAGAAUUCCGGAGUCCAACCCAUAGCUGAACAAUUGAUUCAUGGUGAAGUUGGUAGUCGUUUAAAGGUCAUGAUGGGCGGUGGUAAGGCGAACUUUGUGAGAUCCGAGCAAACUAACCUCAUCGACGACUACAAGAGUCAGUCAGAGAAGAAUGCUUUUGUUGAGACACGCAGUGAAUUGAUGAAAUUGAAUAUUAAAAAAGCUGACCGACUUUUGGGAGUAUUUGCCGAACGUCAUUUGAGUUAUAAUCUAGAGGCAAUCGAUAAGAGACUAGAUCAGCCGACUCUUGAAGAAAUGACUAAGAAGGCAAUUGAAUUUAUGCAAAAAGACAAAAAUGGCUACUUUUUGUUUAUCGAAGGCGGUCGAAUUGAUAUGGCGCAUCAUGACAAUGAGGCCAAAUUGUCUAUGGACGAGACAGAGCAGUUUUCGAAAGCUAUUAAGGCGGCGAGGAAAAUGACAAGUGAAGAAGAUACUUUGAUCAUUGUGUCAGCAGAUCAUUCGCAUGCUUUUUCUUUUGCUGGAUACGCGGACCGUGAUGAGGAGAUCACUGGAAAAGCAGGAACAGCCAACGAUGAUCUUCCAUACAUGUCACUUAGCUAUGCAAAUGGGCCAGGUUUCCAGAAAUAUUACGACACGGAGAAUCACCUAAGAAUCGAUCCAACUUCAACAGAUAAAAAUGAGUUACAUUCGAAAUGGCCUGCUUCUGCUCCCUUUUCAUCAGCAGCGCAUGGCGGUGAAGAUGUUGCAGUUUAUGCCUCAGGUCCAUGGGCACACUUGUUUACUGGGGUUUACGAACAGAAUACUAUUCCUCACAUGAUUGCGUAUGCUAUGUGUGUUGGUGAUGGUUUGAAAUCUUGUGAUAAAUAAAAACAGAUCUAAUAGGAACUACAUAAAUCAUUCAGAACUAAUAUAGUCGCUCUUUUAAAUUUGGACAGGAUAAACACAAAUGUCUCCGAUGAAAUACUUUCUGGGAAAAACUCCUAAUAAGAGUUGUUAUAUAAUCUAUUGUAAAUUGGCGCCCGGGUGAGCAUGGAAACGAAAACAUGUUCUU